This is a messenger RNA of Rotaria sp. Silwood2, 1002 nucleotides long. The record is from the annotation of a GenBank genome assembly. Lineage: Eukaryota; Metazoa; Rotifera; Eurotatoria; Philodinida; Philodinidae.
AUGAAAGUAACAGUGGCUCAACCGCGACUAUUUACAAAAGAUGGGAAACUCAAUGUUAACAGAAGGAUCACUGUUAAACGGCGUUGUUGUCGAUAUUUAAAUGAUUAUUUUACAACACUGUUAGAUUUUAAUUGGCGUUGGAUUUUUCUAUUUUUAACAUUGACAUUUGUUGCCUCUUGGUUACUAUUCGCCGCUGUUUGGUUCAUAAUAAUGAAAGUUCAUGGUGACUUUGAACCGAGUGGUCGAACACCAUGCGUAGCUGGAGUAACAACAUUCGUAGGAUGUAUACUUUUCUCGAUAGAGACUCAACAGACGAUUGGAUAUGGGACUCGAUCUGUAACUCAACAAUGUACAAGUGGUGUUAUUACUCUGAUGGUUCAAACGUGGUUUGGUCUCAUCAUUCAAUCGCUCUGGAUGGGUAUUAUCUAUACGAAAUUGGCUCGUCCAAAGAGGCGUCGUCAUACAUUGAUGUGGUCUCACCAAGCUCUCAUUGGUCUUCGAAACAAUCAUUUGACUCUUCAAGUUCGUCUUGGCGAUGUUCGACCUCACUCCACUUUACUAGAAGCUCAUGUUCGAAUGUAUUUCAUUUCUAAACGUAACACUCACGUAAACGAAGUUCUUCCUUUGAAUUUAGUCGAUAUGAAUGUUGGCUUCGAUACUGGUCACGAUCGUCUCUUACUUGUCUGGCCUGUGACUAUCGAACAUCGUAUCGAUCCCAAAAGUCCACUUUGGUUAAUGGAUAAAAAAGCUUUUGCAAGAGCGGAAUUCGAAGUGUUGGUUGUCUUCGAAGGUAUAAUUGAAUCAACAGGACUACUAACACAAACAAGAACGUCUUACUCAGCACAAGAUAUCGUGUGGGGAGCAAAUUUUGAACCAAUUCUUUACUAUGAUUCAAUCGCUGGAUUGAGGAUUGAUUAUUCAAAAUUCAAUUCGAGUAUCUCGGAUAAUUGCAUUGGAUUGUUUCCAACGAUUCCAGUGAUCACAAAAGAUGACGAAGACUAA